Macrosteles quadrilineatus (aster leafhopper) is the source of this 2541-nucleotide messenger RNA. RefSeq lists its product as uncharacterized. The record is from RefSeq and is a predicted model, not a curated record. Bases 1 to 2541 code for a protein of 846 amino acids. The transcript has a single exon. NCBI's taxonomy places the organism in Eukaryota, Metazoa, Arthropoda, Insecta, Hemiptera, Cicadellidae.
AUGACGGUUGUAUCGUGGGAGUCAGUAGUGUUAACCCUAGUAUCCAAAGUCAAUGGUACAACGUUACAGACAGCCAGCGGAGGAGUCUCCUCAGUACCGACGACGGUUGUAUCGUGGGAGUCAGUAGUGUUAACCCUAGUAUCCAAAGUCAAUGGUACAACACUUCAGACAGCCAGCGGAGAAGUCUCCUCAGUACCGACGACGGUUGUUUCGUGGGAGCCAGUAGUGUUAACCCUAGUAUCCAAAGUCAAUGAUACAACGCUUCAGACAGCCAGCGGAGGAGUCUCCUCAGUACCGACGACGGUUGUAUCGUGGGAGUCAGUAGUGUUAACCCUAGUAUCCAAAGUCAAUGGUACAACACUUCAGACAGCCAGCGGAGAAGUCUCCUCAGUACCGACGACGGUUGUAUCGUGGGAGCCAGUAGUGUUAACCCUAGUAUCCAAAGUCAAUGGUACAACGCUUCAGACAGCCAGCGGAGAAGUCUCCUCAGUACCGACGACGGUUGUUUCGUGGGAGCCAGUAGUGUUAACCCUAGUAUCCAAAGUCAAUGAUACAACGCUUCAGACAGCCAGCGGAGGAGUCUCCUCAGUACCGACGACGGUUGUAUCGUGGGAGCCAGUAGUGUUAACCCUAGUAUCCAAAGUCAAUGGUACAACACUUCAGACAGCCAGCGGAGGAGUCUCCUCAGUACCGACGACGGUUGUAUCGUGGGAGUCAGUAGUGUUAACCCUAGUAUCCAAAGUCAAUGGUACAACGCUUCAGACAGCCAGCGGAGAAGUCUCCACAGUACCGACGACGGUUGUAUCGUGGGAGUCAGUAGCGUUAACCCUAGUAUCCAAAGUCAAUGGUACAACACUUCAGACAGCCAGCGGAGGAGUCUCCUCAGUACCGACGACGGUUGUAUCGUGGGAGCCAGUAGUGUUAACCCUAGUAUCCAAAGUCAAUGGUACAACGCUUCAGACAGCCAGCGGAGAAGUCUCCUCAGUACCGACGACGGUUGUAUCGUGGGAGCCAGUAGUGUUAACCCUAGUAUCCAAAGUCAAUGGUACAACACUUCAGACAGCCAGCGGAGGAGUCUCCUCAGUACCGACGACGGUUGUAUCGUGGGAGCCAGUAGUGUUAACCCUAGUAUCCAAAGUCAAUGGUACAACACUUCAGACAGCCAGCGGAGGAGUCUCCUCAGUACCGACGACGGUUGUAUCGUGGGAGUCAGUAGUGUUAACCCUAGUAUCCAAAGUCAAUGGUACAACGCUUCAGACAGCCAGCGGAGAAGUCUCCACAGUACCGAUGACGGUUGUAUCGUGGGAGUCAGUAGCGUUAACCCUAGUAUCCAAAGUCAAUGGUACAACACUUCAGACAGCCAGCGGAGGAGUCUCCUCAGUACCGACGACGGUUGUAUCGUGGGAGCCAGUAGUGUUAACCCUAGUAUCCAAAGUCAAUGGUACAACGCUUCAGACAGCCAGCGGAGAAGUCUCCUCAGUACCGACGACGGUUGUAUCGUGGGAGCCAGUAGUGUUAACCCUAGUAUCCAAAGUCAAUGGUACAACACUUCAGACAGCCAGCGGAGGAGUCUCCUCAGUACCGACAACGGUUGUAUCGUGGGAGCCAGUAGUGUUAACCCUAGUAUCCAAAGUCAAUGGUACAACGCUUCAGACAGCCAGCGGAGAAGUCUCCUCAGUACCGACGACGGUUGUAUCGUGGGAGUCAGUAGUGUUAACCCUAGUAUCCAAAGUCAAUGGUACAACACUUCAGACAGCCAGCGGAGAAGUCUCCUCAGUACCGACGACGGUUGUAUCGUGGGAGCCAGUAGUGUUAACCCUAGUAUCCAAAGUCAAUGGUACAACGCUUCAGACAGCCAGCGGAGGAGUCUCCUCAGUACCGACGACGGUUGUUUCGUGGGAGUCAGUAGUGUUAACCCUAGUAUCCAAAGUCAAUGGUACAACGCUUCAGACAGCCAGCGGAGGAGUCUCCUCAGUACCGACGACGGUUGUAUCGUGGGAGUCAGUAGUGUUAACCCUAGUAUCCAAAGUCAAUGGUACAACACUUCAGACAGCAAGCGGAGAAGUCUCCUCAGUACCGACGACGGUUGUAUCGUGGGAGUCAGUAGUGUUUACCCUAGUAUCCAAAGUCAAUGGUACAACGUUUCAGACAGCCAGCGGAGGAGUCUCUUCAGUACCGUCGACGGUUGUAUCGUGGGAGUCAGUAGUGUUUACCCUAGUAUCCAAAGUCAAUGGUACAACGUUUCAGACAGCCAGCGGAGGAGUCUCCUCAGUACCGUCGAUGGUUGUAUCGUGGGAGUCAGUAGUGUUUACCCUAGUAUCCAAAGUCAAUGGUACAACGUUUCAGACAGCCAGCGGAGGAGUCUCUUCAGUACCGUCGACGGUUGUAUCGUGGGAGUCAGUAACGGUACCGAUCACUCCUCCAGCUUCUCGUCUCUUUGUUACUGUUCAUUGUCCGACUCCGGCCUCAUUCCAGCCGACUGGGUUGCCUACAACCAUGCUACAACCGAUAGCUUUCUGGAGCGUUAAAACCACGGUUUAA